UCCACCAUUAAAACAAAAUCACCUUCUCUUUCAGUCAAACCAUUCCCAUUUUUCUAUUCUUCGUUUCCAUGAAGAACACGACUUUCAUUAUUCAACCAACGAUCCUUGAAAUGUCUUCAAUGAUUAACUCCAUCACUCCGUCGCUCUCUUUGACCCAACAAUCAAGAUUGCUUCGUCUUUCCCAGAUACCCCAUUACACACCUUCCUUCACUCAAACUACCUUCAACGCCCCCACUUUCGUCGUUUUCAAAUUCGACGCCAUUGUUUCCCCCUAUCGGUUUUUAUUAUCAAAUGACCUGUGUAGAGAUGAGAAGCAAUGAAAUGGGGAGAUUAAAGUUGGUGUUUUCAGGUGUUUUUUCUUUCCUGCGCUUAAUUUUCGUUAUGGGGUUCGUUUUACGGGUUUCUGCUAAUGGGGAAGGUGAUGCCUUAAAUGCCUUCAAGCUGAGUCUGGUUGACCCCGAUCAUGCCUUGGAAAGUUGGAAUACCAUCCUCAUGAAUCCUUGCACAUGGUUUCAUAUUACAUGUGAUGAAAAUGAAAGAGUUAUACGUGUUGAUCUUGGUAAUGCGAAUCUGUCUGGAAAACUGGUUCCACAACUUGAUCAACUCACAAACUUGCGGUACUUGGAACUCUACAACAAUAACAUCAGUGGAACAAUUCCAGAACGAUUUGGGAAUUUGAAAAACUUGGAGAGCUUGGAUCUUUAUUCUAACAGUUUAACUGGUUCAAUACCAGAUACUCUGGGAAAACUUACAAAACUAACUACCUUGCGUCUGAACAACAAUAGCUUAUCAGGAACCAUUCCGAUGUCUUUAACCACUGUUCCACUUCAACUUCUGGAUCUUUCAAAUAACCUUCUAACAGGAGAUAUUCCUGUCAAUGGUUCGUUUUCUUUUUUCACACCAAUCAGUUUUGCCAAUAAUCCUCUUCAAAUUUCUCCCUCUGCUUCUCCUCCCCCAACGACAGAUACACCACGAACAUCUGCAGGUGAUGGAGUUACUGGAAUCGUAGUUGGAGCAAUUGUUGCUGCAGCUUCUUUGUUGGUCAUUGUGCCUGCUAUUGCAUUUACUCUUUGGCGAAAAAGAACUCCACAGCAUCAUUUCUUUGAUGUACCUGCUGAAGAAGAUCCUGAAAUUAACCUGGGGCAGCUAAAAAAAUAUUCUCUACGCGAGCUGCAAGUUGCCACCGAUUAUUUUAGCCCACAGAACAUUUUAGGCAAAGGUGGAUUUGGCAAGGUCUAUAAAGGUCGUUUGGCUGAUGGUUCUCUUGUGGCUGUUAAACGAUUGAAGGAGGAGCGAGCUGAGGUUGGAGAGCUUCAAUUUCAGGCUGAAGUAGAGAUGAUCAGCAUGGCUGUCCACCGUAAUCUACUCCGUCUUAAUGGAUUUUGCAUGUCACCAACUGAACGAUUGCUUGUCUAUCCUUAUAUGGCUAAUGGAAGUCUAGCAUCAUGCUUAAGAGAGCGUAAGCAAUGCCAACCACCACUCAACUGGGCAAUACGUAAACAAGUUGCUUUAGGGGCUGCACGAGGACUUGAAUAUUUACAUAAUCAUUGUGAUCCUAAAAUUAUUCACCGUGAUGUGAAAGCUGCAAAUAUAUUAUUAAAUGAUGAAUACGAGGCAGUUGUUGGAGAUUUUGGGUUGGUUAAACUCAUGAACUACAAGGACACUCAUGUCACAACUGCUGUUCGUGGAACAAUUGGGCAUAUACCGCCGGAGUACCUCUCAUCUGGAAAGUCCUCUGAAAAAACUGAUGUUUUUGGUUAUGGAGUAAUGCUUCUUGAACUCGUAACUGGACAGAAAGCCUUUGAUCUUGCUCGGUUAGCAAAAGAUGACGAUGUCAUGUUGCUUGAUUGGGUCAAAGGACUUCUGAAUGAUAAGAAACUGGCAACAUUGGUUGAUCCUGAUCUCGGAGGUAAUUACGUAGAGGAAGAACUGGAGCAGGUAAUUCAAGUUGCUGUGCUUUGCACGCAAAGCUCCCUGGUGGAACGACCGAAAAUGUCGGAGGUGUUGCAAAUGCUGGAAGGCGAUGGUUUAGCUGAAAGAUGGGAGGAAUGGCAGAAAGAAGAGAGCUCACGCCAAAACUUCAAUAAUAUGGUUCAUUCUUACCACUGGAGUAGUAGAUCUCCCCAGUUUAUUGAUUCCAUUGCUCAUCUUCCUCCUGAUGUGUUGUCUAGUCCAAGAUGAUGAUUGUGUUGAAAUUAAAUUAAUCUAAACUUAAUACAUGAAUUUGCAUUAUUAAAUAUGCACGAAUAGUUGGGAUACAUGAAAUAGUUAAUCACUAAAUACAUUGAUAUAUGAAGAGUCACAUGUAUUGAUAUUUAUUGUUAAUGACUUUUAAUAUACUUUUUUACUAGUAUAAACAUGCGUAAGGUUUCUCAUUUGUAUGUAAGAAAGAGUAAGAAAUUCAAGUUUAAGAAAUAUUAUUCAAUUUCUUUCUUCUCA
Molecule: messenger RNA, 2439 nt
Organism: Cucumis melo (muskmelon)
Lineage: Eukaryota; Viridiplantae; Streptophyta; Magnoliopsida; Cucurbitales; Cucurbitaceae
Product: BRASSINOSTEROID INSENSITIVE 1-associated receptor kinase 1-like
Exons: 11
Coding region: 292-2181 (629 amino acids)
Biological process (GO): protein phosphorylation
Molecular function (GO): protein binding; protein kinase activity; ATP binding
Source: RefSeq, a predicted model, not a curated record